This is a messenger RNA of Wallemia mellicola CBS 633.66, 2541 nucleotides long. RefSeq names its product succinate-semialdehyde dehydrogenase mitochondrial precursor. Lineage: Eukaryota; Fungi; Basidiomycota; Wallemiomycetes; Wallemiales; Wallemiaceae. The record is from RefSeq and is a predicted model, not a curated record. Gene Ontology annotation, biological process: GABA catabolic process. Bases 28 to 1506 code for a protein of 492 amino acids. The transcript has 4 exons. Gene Ontology annotation, molecular function: succinate-semialdehyde dehydrogenase (NAD+) activity.
UAUCCAUUGACAGUCAAAACCCGUCUAAUGAGCACAAUAGCAAAAACUCCAGAAUUGAACAACACCAACUUGUGGAAAUCUAAAGGAUUCAUAAAUAAUGAAUGGGUUGAGAGCGAUUCAGGCAGCACAUUUCCAGUUACUGAUCCCGGCAACGGUAAUUUAUUAGGCCACGUUCCAGAAAUGGGCGUCUCAGAAACACGUAGAGCCGUCGAUGCCGCCAGCGAGGCGUUUAAAACAUUCUCAAAGACGACAGCGAAAUCGAGACAAGAUCUACUUAACAAGGUCUUUGCUCUUAUCAAUGAGAAUGCCGAUGAUCUGGCCAAGAUUGUUACAGUAGAAAAUGGUAAGCCACUCGCCGAUGCUAAGGGAGAAGUUGUAUACGGAAACAGCUUCUUCGAAUGGUUCGCAGGUGAAGCCGUCAGAACGUACGGUGACGUCGUCCCAGCCGCCAACCCAGACCUUAGAAAUAUCGUUAUUAAGCAGCCAAUUGGAGUUUGUGGCAUAUUAACGCCUUGGAACUUCCCUAUCGCUAUGAUAACCAGAAAACUUGCUCCAGCAAUCGCUGCCGGAUGCACAACCGUCAUCAAAACACCAGCCGAAACACCAUACUCUGCUCUUGCGGUAGCACACCUCUGCAAGGAAGCAGGCGUACCGGCAGGUGUCGUUAACGUCGUAACAACAGACAAGAAUGUCGCAGAAGUUGGAAAGGAAGUCUGUGAGAAUCCAGCGAUCAAGAAGGUUUCCUUCACUGGGUCAACACGUAUUGGUCAACUCCUCAUGCAACAAUCUAGCCAAACGCUCAAGAAGCUUUCAUUCGAACUUGGCGGUAAUGCACCAUUUAUCGUUUUCGAUGACGCGGAUGUAGACGCUGCUGUAGCAGGUGCUAUCGCCUGCAAGUUUAGAUCUUCAGGUCAAACUUGCGUAUGCGCCAACAGAAUAUAUGUACAAUCAUCAGUAUACGCAGAAUUUGCAUCAAAACUUGCACAGAAAGUCGACGCUUUCAAACUCGGUUAUGGUCUUGACGAGGGCACCACUCAUGGUCCUCUAAUCGCCGAAAGAGCUCUCGAGAAAGUCGAGCAACAUGUCGAUGAUGCUGUCAAGCGCGGUGCAGAGGUACUCAGUGGUGGCAAGAGAGUUGGUGGUAACUACUUUGCACCAACAGUUUUAGCAAAUGUCCCAGAAGACGCACUUGUAAAUUGUGACGAAACAUUUGGUCCUCUUGCGGCACUCACCAAAUUCGACACAGAAGAGCAAGUCAUUGCACUUGCCAACAAUGUCGAUGUCGGUUUGGCUGGAUACCUAUACUCACGUGAUAUUGGUCGCGUAUGGCGUGUCUCUGAAGGUCUUGAAGUUGGUAUGGUAGGCACAAAUGCACCAAUUCUCUCACAAGCAUGCAUUCCAUUCGGUGGUCAGAAGAUGUCAGGAUUUGGUAGAGAAGGCGGUAAACAAGGUAUUGAAGAAUACUUAACAACUAAGUUGAUAGCUAUGGGCGGUAUUACAGUGUAAUUUUGUAAUCAUGUAAUUAAUUAAUGAAUUGAUUCCACUUUUUACUUCGGUGGGUAAGCAUCUGGGUUAGUGCAAACUGUUCUACCUAAUACUUGACCAAAGUAGGGACCUUCAUGAGCGUCCUUUGAGCGCUGGAAGAAAUUGAAUUUAUCAGCACAUCUCUCAUCUUCGCGUCCAACACAAUGAGCUGCAGGUAGUGGUAUAUCCUUCUCGUCAUCUUUUGGUAUGUAGACUUCGCCUGAGUAGUGCUUAUAUGGGAAUCCUGGGAGAUGCGGGACUUUGUCAUUUUGGUUUGUAAUACGUGCUCUCUUUCCCUCUGGGAUGACACUCUCUAGUAGGUUGACAAACGAUUCGUCGCCAACCCUAGGACUACCAAAAGUGGUCAAUUGAAGGUCAUAUCCUCUCUUAUAAACAAUGUUACUCAGGAGGACAGCCUCGAUAGACGCGCUUGCGGCACCCAUGGAAUGUCCCUCAAAUCUAAUCACUUUUAUACUGUCCCCCAGUCUAUCCAUCGCUUCGAUCAGCCUCUUCUUGAGUUCCUCAAGGGUUUUACUAACAGAACGCAAAAAUCCAGAAUGUACGCUAACUUUAGAUGAUAACUCAGUGUCUAUUUCGCCUAAUAUACCUUCUUCAAUUGGUGAAAGCAGGAAAUCAGCGUCGAUGAGCACACUGAGGAAACUAGAGAAGUUCGUAGGUGAGUGGGCGAUAACUAAGGCCUCAUCUUCCGGCAUAUGAAGAAGAUAUACGUAGGGAUCGUUUGCGCCAUCUCCAUCUGAGUAUAGUACCUCUGCAUUUGCUUCUUUGAGACUAUCACAGGCUGGACCACAAUCAAACGCCUCUACUGCUCUAUUACCACAUGCGGCAGCUCCUGAUAUGAUUGCAGCUGGGAUGUACCUAUCUGAGAUCUCAGCGUCUGUUACCUUCUGAAGUUCUUCUUGUCGUCUGAGAACUGCGGCAGUAACGAAGGCGAGGAAAGCGAAGAGAAUUGCUAGACGUACUAGCCUCAUAUUGUGUUUCUAAGAAACAAAACCAUCC